Molecule: messenger RNA, 591 nt
Organism: Haemonchus placei
Lineage: Eukaryota; Metazoa; Nematoda; Chromadorea; Rhabditida; Trichostrongylidae
Source: the annotation of a GenBank genome assembly
UGAUGAGCCAAGAACGGGUGAAGAAAGCGACGAAGUGUUGGUUUAUGGUCCGUUGCCGCGAGAACCGGACGAGAAACUCUAUCCGUGGAAGUAUGAACGGAAAGAUAGCGGUGUACGGAGAUUCUUCCGCUUCUUCAAAGAAUUCGGCACAAAUCCACCACAACGACGCGGUUCUUCGACGACAUGUUCGCCUCGUCCACAGCGUGCAAACGCCUCGGGAAAUUGAUCGUUGGAAUUUCACCAAAUUUCUUCCAUAUAUCUAUACAUAUUUCUAUACAUUUAUUGAUUGAUAUGAGAAAUCGAUAUGAUCUGGACUCUAUGAUGUCUGUACCAUCACGCUACGAUUCUUUCUCACGGUCUCAUCGUCAUCAUACCAAAAAACAAACAGCACCGAAUAAUCGACACUCCAUCGGGUCGGCAUCGGGUCCAUUUGUGAAAGUUGUCCGUGGCUGCCGUAGGCACCGCAUGGACAUCUGUCACUUUUUGGCAGCUAUUCAAACCACUUUUCUAACCAAAACUAAACUAUUUCCCGUGAAUCUGAUGCCGAUUGAACUUCACGAGAACCACGGCUUGGAUGAGGUGUGGGCAUGA